GCCGGGGCCGGUCGGCGAGGCGGUGCCGGGCUCGCGCAGGCUCGGGGCGGCGGCGCCAUGGGGCGGUAGCGCAGCCGGUGCCCUCGCUCUGCCGCCGGAAGGAGCCGCCGCCGCCGCCGCCCCGCAGCCCCAUGAGCCUCAACGAGCACUCGAUGCAGGCGCUGUCCUGGCGGAAGCUCUACCUGAGCCGCGCUAAGCUGAAAGCGUCCAGCCGCACCUCUGCGCUGCUCUCCGGCUUCGCCAUGGUGGCUAUGGUAGAAGUUCAGCUCGACACAGACCACGACUACCCUCAAGGUCUCUUGAUAGCCUUCAGUGCCUGUACUACUGUUCUUGUUGCAGUUCACCUUUUUGCACUCAUGAUAAGUACCUGCAUUCUUCCGAAUAUAGAGGCUGUUAGCAAUGUGCAUAAUCUCAACUCUGUCAAGGAAUCUCCUCAUGAGCGUAUGCACCGGCACAUUGAGCUUGCGUGGGCAUUUUCUACUGUCAUUGGGACUUUGCUCUUUCUUGCAGAGGUGGUGUUACUGUGUUGGGUGAAGUUUCUUCCUUUAAAGAAGAAAACUGACAGCCCACUCCAGAGUAACAGUUCUACCAUCACAUCAGGACAGGCAGCAGCCAUUGCAUCAACAUCUAUCAUGGUUCCCUUUGGAUUGAUUUUCAUUGUCUUUGCAGUCCACUUCUACAGGUCACUGGUGAGCCAUAAAACAGACAGGCAAUUUCAAGAACUCAAUGAACUUGCUGAAUUUGCACGGCUCCAGGAUCAGCUGGAUCACAGAGGUGACACGAUCUCCUCAGCUGUUACCCAUUUUGCGUAAAUCUGUACUUAAAGAAAAUAAACCCAUUAUUCUGUU
Molecule: messenger RNA, 848 nt
Organism: Cuculus canorus (common cuckoo)
Lineage: Eukaryota; Metazoa; Chordata; Aves; Cuculiformes; Cuculidae
Gene: ORAI1
Product: ORAI calcium release-activated calcium modulator 1
Exons: 2
Coding region: 132-812 (226 amino acids)
Biological process (GO): store-operated calcium entry
Cellular component (GO): membrane
Molecular function (GO): store-operated calcium channel activity
Source: RefSeq, a predicted model, not a curated record